GCGGUUGUUUUAAAACUUAAGUAGAGUCCAAAGAGAAGCUGUGAAUUUGACCAACUGGUGCUUGGAGUUUUCUUUCAUAUUGUUACGGAAUAUUCUGUAUCUAAGUGCAUUAAAGUACUUGAACAGAAUUGGUUUUGGUCCAUCCGGAGAAUGGAAGAAGGGGACAGUUCGGUUGAGCUGGGUGAUGAAGAACUUGACGAGGAGUACCACGCUCUGCAGGAGCAGAUUGACGAACUCUUUCAGGGAUGGAAUGCAAGUGCGGAGUCCAGAAGCUCUUCCCUAUACGACGGACUGCAUGAAGCUUCUCAGAACUACAACAACUGUUUAUUAGUAGCGGAAAAGAUGAAUGCCCGUUCUGAAAAGUAUAUGCUUCACAUUCUCUCGAACAUCUCCCAGUUGAAAGAUGCUGUGGACACCGAUGAAUCCACAGGUGCAUCUCUUACUGCCGACAAUGUCCAGGCAUACCAGAAGGCUAUCGAUGAUUUUGAUACAAAAUUAUCCAGGUACGGGCGGGAUGUGCAGGAAAAGAUCAACAUCAUUAGACAGCGUUUGACGAACAUGGAGAACGAAUUAGCAGAGAAAAGAGAAAGAAGGAAGGUUCUUUUGUUGGAACUCGCGAGAAAAGAAGCCUACUUAAAAGCAGCUGUUGAUUUUAUGGGAUUCAGCGUAAAAAUAACAACAGGAAACAGCUGCGCUGAAGUGACGUUUGCUAAAUUGGGGGACGGCGCGGUUUCGGAAGGAGGGACGGAAAUGGAUCUUCAAAAAGGGACAGUUCGCCGGGUAUGGCCAGCAUCUCUCAAGGAGAAUCUGCCAGUUGGUCAAGAAUUAAACGGUAGUAAACAGAAGUAUCCACUGGUGAAACUACUAACGGCCACUCGCAGAGCUUUGAAGGAGCACUUCGAAAGUUUGAAUUCAAAUGGCGAAAACCUGGGCUGAUGUUGCUAAUAUUCAUUGUGUGUGUAUGACAAUAAUCUAUGAAUGUGCAUCGUCAUAUUAAAUUAGAAUACAGGUAUCUGUUAUCGCUAAAUAAUUAUUAUACAAGUACGGUACUUAUGUUCGGCGUUUGCCUAUGGUUUUGAAUUUCAGACUGUGUUACCAGCGUAUUUUUAUUUGGUCUGUUGGUGCUGUAACUCAUAAGCAUGAAUCAGUUUAUGGUUGUUUUAGAUGUCAGAUAAAGCAUAAUACCGUCCUAUGGCACGAGA
Molecule: messenger RNA, 1202 nt
Organism: Paramacrobiotus metropolitanus
Lineage: Eukaryota; Metazoa; Tardigrada; Eutardigrada; Parachela; Macrobiotidae
Exons: 7
Coding region: 151-936 (261 amino acids)
Source: RefSeq, a predicted model, not a curated record